Molecule: messenger RNA, 7519 nt
Organism: Rhineura floridana
Lineage: Eukaryota; Metazoa; Chordata; Lepidosauria; Squamata; Rhineuridae
Gene: SLC8A1
Product: solute carrier family 8 member A1
Exons: 8
Coding region: 487-3288 (933 amino acids)
Biological process (GO): calcium ion import across plasma membrane; sodium ion transmembrane transport; cell communication
Cellular component (GO): postsynapse; axon; sarcolemma
Molecular function (GO): calcium:sodium antiporter activity
Source: RefSeq, a predicted model, not a curated record
UUUCAUGGUUACAUAUACUAGGCUCAAAUGAUUUGUUCCAGGAAGCCAUGAAAAAGAAUAUAUUGCCUUCCAGUUGAUUUGGAAAAAUAAAAUAAAAAAGGCAAAAGGCAAAAGGAGAAGGUUUGUGGCAUGGACUAAAGGUUGCAAAAGGUGCCAGGAAGAAAGAGUAGCGCUUUCGUUUGUUGUUAUCGUUUAUGUGUUGGAUGAAGUUGAAAGCUGCCAGAUAGCUUCUUUUCGACAGCUUGGAGUUACUGUUGGGAACAGAUCCAUGUAUGGAAGCAAAAGCAGAAAAGCAGAGAUAAGCUGCUAUCCAGCUAUGCAAACCAUGUUUAGAGACACUUAAAGGACAAGCAUCCAAACUCCUUUCUUUCUGGUAAAUUUAGAGAAGUGGUCAUGUGAAGUUCUCGCUCUAUACAGUCCUACGCAGAGCCGCCGAGACUUGACAGCGGUUAGGAAACAUUUGGAAAUUGGUCCAAAGAGGCAAUCAUGAUGGGAUUAAAGAAUCUAGCUGCCUUUCCUGGUGGUCUUUAUCAUUUAAGUGUUGUACUCAUGCUACUAUUUCAUGUGGAAACAGUGCAAUCAGAGCAUCAGACAGAAGUGACCAAUGAAACUGACGAAUGUACUGGUACCUAUAUAUGUAAGAAAGGCGUGAUUUUGCCUGUCUGGGAACCUCAAGACCCUUCGUUUGGUGAUAAAAUAGCAAGAGCUACUGUGUACUUUGUGGCCAUGGUUUACAUGUUUCUAGGAGUGUCCAUCAUAGCAGACCGCUUCAUGUCAUCCAUAGAAGUUAUUACAUCCCAAGAGAGAGAGAUCACAAUCAAGAAACCCAAUGGUGAAACCAGCAAGACGACAGUUAGGGUCUGGAAUGAGACUGUUUCCAACUUGACCCUCAUGGCCCUAGGCUCUUCUGCACCUGAGAUCCUCCUUUCUGUCAUUGAAGUGUGUGGUCAUGGCUUCAAAGCCGGGGACCUUGGGCCAAGCACCAUUGUAGGGAGUGCUGCCUUUAACAUGUUUGUUAUCAUAGCCCUUUGUGUCUAUGUUGUCCCUGAUGGGGAAAUCAGGAAGAUUAAGCAUCUCCGUGUGUUUUUCGUCACGGCAGCUUGGAGCAUCUUUGCCUACACUUGGCUUUACCUAAUUUUGUCAGUCAUAUCGCCUGGAGUUGUAGAGGUCUGGGAAAGCUUGCUGACCUUAUUCUUCUUCCCUAUCUGUGUGGUAUUUGCAUGGGUUGCUGACAGAAGGCUUUUGUUUUACAAGUAUGUCUACAAGAAGUACAGAGCUGGCAAGCAAAGGGGCAUGAUCAUUGAACACGAGGGUGAAGCGCCAUCAUCCAAAGCUGACAUUGAAAUGGAUGGGAAAGUAGUUAAUUCCCAUGUUGAAAGCUUCUUAGAUGGCACUCUGGUCCUAGAGGUGGAUGAAAAGGAUCAAGAUGAUGAGGAAGUGAGGAGAGAAAUGGCCAGGAUCCUUAAAGAGCUGAAGCAGAAGCACCCAGACAAAGAAAUCGAACAGCUGAUAGAACUAGCUAACUAUCAGGUUCUGAGCCAGCAGCAAAAGAGCCGAGCUUUUUACCGUAUCCAGGCCACUCGGCUAAUGACUGGAGCUGGCAAUAUAUUGAAGAGACAUGCAGCUGACCAAGCAAGGAAAGCAGUCAGCAUGCAUGAGGUCAACUGUGAAGUGGCAGAAAAUGACCCUAUCAGUAAGGUCUAUUUUGAGCAGAACACCUACCAAUGCCUUGAGAACUGUGGCACAGUAGCCCUAACUGUUGCCCGCCGAGGUGGUGAUUUGACCCAAACUGUCUCAGUUGACUUCAGAACAGAAGAUGGGACAGCCAAUGCGGGUUCCGAUUAUGAGUUCACUGAAGGGACUGUGAUGUUUAAGCCAGGCGAGACACAGAAAGAAAUACGGGUUGGCAUAAUUGAUGAUGAUAUAUUUGAGGAAGACGAGAACUUCCUCGUUCACCUAAGUAAUGUGAGAGUGUCCUCUGAGGAGUCAGAAGACAGUGUCCUAGAGGCCAAUCAUGUUACAACAGUGGCUUGCCUGGGAUCGCCUGCUACUGCCACCGUCACUAUCUUUGAUGAUGAUCAUGCUGGCAUUUUUACCUUUGAGGAACCAGUCUCUCAUGUAAGUGAAAGUGUGGGAACGAUGGAAGUGAAAGUGCUAAGGACAUCUGGAGCUCGAGGAAAUGUUAUUGUGCCAUACAAAACAAUUGAAGGCACAGCCAAAGGGGGUGGAGAGGACUUUGAAGACACUUGCGGAGAGCUUGAAUUUCAGAACGAUGAGAUUGUGAAGUUCAUUACCCUUAGAAUACUUGACCGAGAGGAAUAUGAGAAAGAGUGCACUUUCUUCCUUGUGCUUGAGGAACCAAUAUGGAUUCGAAGAAGAAUGAAAGGUGGCUUCACAAUCACAGAAGAGAACGAGGAGAAGCAGCCGCUGACAAGCAAAGAGGAGGAAGAGCGCCGCAUUGCUGAAAUGGGGCGCCCCAUUCUGGGGGAACAUACAAAGCUAGAAGUGAUUAUUGAAGAGUCCUACGAGUUCAAGAGCACUGUGGACAAGCUCAUUAAGAAGACAAACCUAGCUCUCGUGGUGGGAACUAACAGCUGGAGAGAACAGUUCAUUGAAGCUAUCACUGUCAGCGCCGGAGAGGAUGAUGACGAUGAUGAAUGUGGGGAAGAGAAACUACCCUCCUGCUUUGACUAUGUGAUGCACUUUCUGACUGUCUUCUGGAAAGUCCUUUUUGCCUUUGUCCCCCCAACGGACUACUGGAAUGGUUGGGCUUGUUUUGUUGUGUCCAUCCUAAUGAUCGGCCUUCUGACAGCGUUCAUCGGGGACUUGGCAUCCCAUUUUGGCUGCACCAUCGGCCUGAAGGAUUCAGUAACUGCAGUUGUGUUCGUUGCUUUGGGAACUUCAGUACCAGACACGUUUGCCAGCAAAGUAGCAGCAACGCAAGAUCAAUAUGCAGAUGCUUCCAUAGGCAACGUCACCGGUAGCAACGCAGUGAAUGUUUUCCUGGGGAUUGGCGUAGCCUGGUCCAUCGCUGCCAUCUACCACGCAGCCAACGGCAAGCCAUUUGAAGUCCAACCAGGCACACUGGCUUUCUCCGUCACCCUCUUCACUAUAUUUGCUUUUAUCAGUGUUGGUGUGCUCCUCUACCGGCGGAGACCGGAGAUUGGAGGUGAGCUGGGCGGGCCACGGACUGCCAAGAUUCUGACCUCAUCCCUCUUUGUCCUCCUUUGGCUGUUGUACAUAUUCUUCUCAUCUCUAGAAGCCUACUGCCACAUACAGGGCUUCUAAAGGAACUAUUGGAGAUAGCACCUAUAUGUAUCUAUAGAGAGAGAGAAAGAGAUAUAGGUAUAUAGAGAUAGAUUUAAUAUUAUUGAACAGAGGAAGAAAAGACAUUUGCCAUGUUCACUUAUCUACUGAUGGAAUGUAGCUUUGCGGUAGGAGUUUGAAAUCUGCAGGAUUCUUCACCAGGGGCAGCAUCAUAGAAAUGGAGGCACGGAUGCAGGGCCAUCUUCGCAACGCAAGCGACAAGAUCAUGAUGGAGUUCCUUUCUUUUUCUCCCCUUUCCCUCCCCUAUAUGAGGACUGAUCUGAUUGCAGUGGGGGCUGAUUGGAAUGCCAAAAGGGGCAGAUUUAGUUAUAUCGUAUUGAGUGGAUGUCUUAAAAGGGGAGUUCUGGUCUUUCUUCCCAAUAUCUUUGUUGCCUUCUUCAUAACUCAAGAAUGGGCCAGAUCAUCGCCCUCAAAGAAACAUGCGAGUGUGGAGUGACAUACACGGCCCAGGGGUUUUCUGACCUCCAUACUGUUUGGGAUGUGGCUUUUUUUGUGUUUCUUUCCUUUGAUUCCCCCCUUUACUGUCCAGCUAUUAAGAGUACCUUAUUUUGACAUACCACGCGAAUCCCUUUCCCAGAUUUGUUUGGAACUGUAUUUAUGAUUGGUGCGUCCAGUUUCCCUUUAAAAGAAAAGUGAUCUUCUCAAACAGUUUUUGACCAGCACUCCAUUUGCUCCAAAACUGUGGAUGACAGACAUGUGCCCAAAGCCCUAAUCCCCAUGCUAUGUUUUUAUUUUUUCCUUGCUGUGACGUCAGAUUGAUUUCACUUGCCUCCUGUGCCCUUCCCUCCUGCCACGUUUUGCUGCUCUGCUCCUUCUCAUACUCCUGUUUGGGAAUGCUUUCUUGGUACUUAUUGUAACACUUUGCAUGAAUGAAGCAAACCAUAAUCUGUAAUAUAGCACUGAAUAGCGAUAGUCCGUUCAGCGAUGCCGAUUGAGCACUGAAGAUGCAAUUAUGUGUGUUUUUUUCUUUCCACACUUUUUCUUUCCUUUUUAAUGAACAGCAUGAGAGGCAGGAAAUGGUUGGCAAUCUUCUGCUCUGCAUUAAGUUUCUUAAGAAGCAAUAACCAAGAGCUGUAGAGAUACAUAUGUUUUGAAAGGAAAAAUCCGUACAAGAGAGGCUUAGGCCAUUUUAGAAAGGGAUCUGCCUGCCAGCCAAGCUUAGGAGGAAGUUGAACAUAGGAAUCUGCUUAUACCGAGUCAGGCCAAUGGCCCAUCUAGACCAGUACUGUCUACUCUGAUUGGCAGUGGCUCUCCAAGAUCUCAGGUAGAGGGCUUUUCCAGCCUUGUUGCUACCUACCAUUUUAAUUGGAGAUUCCAUGGAUUGAACCUGGGACAUUCUGCAUAUAGAGUAUGUGCUCUGCCGCUAAGCUACAGAUGCGUAGAGCCUGCUUUGCGCCUAGCCUGUAUGAAUGUAGUGGGGCAUAGCAUUGUUCAAACUAAGUAUGAUUAGCCAUAUCAAGCCCUAAAUAAGCAAAAUAGCUUUGAGCUUCUUUUUUUUUAAGCAUCAAUUUCCCCUCAAUAUAUAUAUACUGCAUUUGUUCCUGUCUUCAAGUACCUGACGUUAAAUCCUUGGUCUCCAUACUUGCUAUUAUGUCUGCUGCAGCACUAUAAAAACCUGUAGCCUGAUCUGGUCUUCAUAAAGGGCACCUUGAAGACAGAGCAGUUGAGUCCCCUCUGAUGGAUGUUGAACAUUCCACCACCCACUGACCUUGAGUCUCUUAGCUAGGAAAAGUGGCAAAUCUUGCAUUGUCCAACAGUGAAUGCUUUUGUGCCUGGGAAUUAGACAUAGAACUCCUGUUAUUUAUUAUUUAUUCAUUGUCAGCUAUGUGCUUAGCUCUUGUACAAUGCACAGUGAGAGACCCCAAAACAGCCCUUGCUUUGGAAAUGUCAUCAUCCAGCACAGGUACAGAGGAUGCUUGCUUUGUUGCUGGGUUGUUUAAUUUUUCCAUCUCCCUUCCUCCUCCCCCCACACCUUUUUCAUUUAUCAGUUCCACCACCACCACCCCUCCAGCUCUUGUGGUUAUGGAAGGAACAAGCCAUUAGAAAGAGGUCAGAACAAGGAAGGUGCAACCAGGGCUGCAUGGAAGGAACGGCAAGGCAUGGUUGGGGAAAUGGCAAAUCUGUGGAGAUGGUGGGGAAGGGUCACACAUACACCGCAGAAGAUCCCCAAAGGGAAAUGAAUGGGACUCAGAUAUGCUGCUUAGUAGCCCUGUGCCACAAUUGCUUGCUCUCUAGAUAGAGAUGAUGGAGGCAGGGGGGAGAGAGAGAGAAUUAUGUCUGUAGCAGCUUCGAACCAUUGCUAGGCAAGAGGAACUGGUCAGGCAGCAACGGAACUGGUAAAAUGGAAAGGCGAUCAGGGAGACAGAAGCUGCUGAAACAGGUCAGCUUUCCUGCCCUAACAAAACAAUGGGAAUGGCCCACUUGGUGGAGAUUUGCAGGCUUUCCAUUACUAAUUUUGUACUCAUCUUAAGGUAGCAUGGUCCAUUUAAAAAGGGGGGAACAGAAACACAGUCUCUGGGCAGAGAUAGCACUGGGCAGAGAUGUGCUCCAUCCCUGGCCACAUUGGAAGGGAGCACUAUGGAUGGCAGGAUGCGCACAUCUUGAAUCCAAAAAAUGGCCUGUGCAAACCCUCCCUUAAAUGCAUCCCCAUUUCUCAGCUGUGAGCAUGCCGUGGGUCUGCCUUCCAGAGAGAGCUGAGAAGGUGUUUUCAGAAUGGAGGAGCUGCAGAUUGGAGGAAAGGCAAAUCUAUUCACACUUUUCAUCUCCUAAAGAGUGAGUCAUGCUGAAGAGUGUUAAAGAGCUGCCACGUGAGUCUGGUAGUCCAUCUGUUCCAGUGCUGCCUACUCUGAGUGGCAGUAACUCCCUCGAGUUUUUCCCAGUCCUCCAUGAACCUUACUUUAAUCAGACAGCCCAGAGACUGAAACUGGGAGCUUAUGUGUGAAGCAUAUCAGCUGUGGCUUUGAAGCAUAUGCAUGGUAUUGUAAUUUGAGGGUUGCUGCUUGGUGUCAGACGAGAUGAUGGGAUUUACAACCCACCCCCACCCUUUCCUCCACCAGCUCAUCUAAUGGCAGUGUCACAGGGCAUCCUUUUGAUCCUCUGUAUUUCCUCUAUACGUUGACCUACACAACAACUGCUCUUCUGUCACCAUGACACAGUUGUACAUGGAUCUUUACCAUACAGUGAUAUUUUUUUUUCUGAAUUAAAAAAAAUCACACUAUGGGAGCAAAAUAGUUGUGUGCAUCCAUUCUGAGAAGCAGGAAGGGAGAAGUAGCAAUAGAUCAUAUCCAUACUUUAAAGUAACAGAAAACAGGGAGCUGUGUCUAUGUGACUCAGCUGGACCAGAACACGUUUGUUAAACAUCAAAGGAGUGAAGCAUGUUCUGCUGCAGAGGAAAACCUAAUUGCAUCAUUAACUGUAUAACUGAAUGGAGGAUGUUGUAGAAAAAUUGGCAGGGGGAUGUUCUGUUACCAUCAGAUUUCUUACUAGAUUUGUGGCCUCCGUAUUCAGUCCAAAUUCCAUUAAAAUCAAUGGUAAUUUUGGUAAUGUGAUGAAUGAGAGGUGGAGAAUGAUCACCUGCCCAAAUCCAUGCUCAAGAGCUUCCCAUUCAUUUAAGUGGAAAUGCUAGCUUUACAUGCACAUCCAUUGGUCCAUGUGGGCACAUGGUGUCAUUUUUGAAACGAAGGAAGAACGCUGUGCACAUCAAAUGCUCCAUUACGUGUAUUCAUCACUAUCUGUAAUUGCAGAAAUCGGCCACAGCUAACCAACUCCUUAGUAGCUUCUUCUGUCGAGGGGUCAUGAAUGAAUUUUUCAUCCACAUCACAUGGUAGAAAGGACAGAGAUUAGCCUAGGCUUUUGCGCAUUUUGAACAAUCUGUGGAAUGCUUGAAUUAAUUGUCCUGUUGUUUUCCUUUUAAAAAUGGAAUGAAUAAUAUUCCCCCCCUCCCCCGUAAAUCAGUUUUCACUUUUGAGGAUUUUUUUUUCCUGUUUGGUUUCAUUUGAUUUGUUUGUUGUUGGGGUGGGGGGAGAAAAUUAAGCAAUUAUUUGGGUUGUUCAGGGAUUAUUAAUAUUAUUAUGACUGUGUUUGUGUAAAAUUAUUUCAUUUCAUCUAUUUGUUUUCCUUCCUUUUUAUUUGUGUGUAUCGUGCACAGUAACGGAGAGGCAGUGAGUACACUAAUUGUGAUCAAUGGUACACU